GUAGCUAUAAACAGCUUCAGUAAACAAGUUGUGUUAGUAGGUGGAGGGAAAGCUUUCGCGGCAAGUGUUUAAAACACGUGAUGGUCUUUUUGUGCGCCGAGAUGUUUUGAGUUUUUUAUUCAGAGAAAUUACUUUUAAAGAAGUUUGUGAUCUCUUGUAGUUGUGAUCAACUACAAUGAUUAUGAUUAUAUAAGGUAAAACUAGUUGGCUUCGCAAUGAUUUUUCAGACGAACUUUAGUCAAGUUUUGAAAUGAGUUGUUUCUUUGAAACAAUCUCAUUCUCUUGAGAAAUAUAUCAUUUUUAAGACUCCACUUAUGAUCAAAAUGCCAAUGUCUCCCAUUCAGAUGGAUACAGAGGAUGAUGUGCACGACAUCAUCUUUAAACAACAAAAAAUGAUCGACAGACUUAAACAACUCUUAGACGAAAAAGAGGAAGAAAUCCAAAGACUUCGUUGCCUAUUAGAUAAAUAUCAGUCAGUGUUUAGUCCCAAUUUAAAUCUAAAUAAUUAUUAUGGACGCAGGAAACACAGAGCUCAAGGUAUAUCUGCCGAACCUCUUUCUUUACGGACUAUUCAAGAACUGAUUCAAACCAAGUUCCCUGAAUAUCCUAAGUCGGAAAGGUCCAAAGAGCUUAUUCAACGAGCCAUCCUUGAAAAUGACUUUAUGAAAAACUUAGAAACUGUCCAAAUCAGGGAAAUUACAGACUGUAUGUACCCUGUGGAGUAUGGGCAGGACAGUGUUAUCAUCAAAGAAGGUGACAUUGGAAGUGUGGUUUUUGUCAUGGAAGAGGGUAAAAUUGAAGUUUCUAAAGGCAAUCGAUCCUUGUGUACUUUGGGCCCAGGGAAAGUGUUUGGUGAAUUAGCUAUACUUUACAACUGUACCAGGACAGCCACAGUUACAGCUCUGAGUGAUUGCAGGCUGUGGGCUAUUGAACGACAGUGCUUCCAGACUAUCAUGAUGAGGACUGGAUUAGUGAGGCAAGCCCAGUACACAGAUUUCCUGAAGAGUGUACCAACAUUCAGAAAAUUAAAAGAAGAUAUGCUUAUAAAAAUUGCAGAUGUUCUUGAAGAAACAACCUACAAAUAUGGAGACUAUAUAAUACGACAAGGUGCUCGUGGAGAUACAUUUUACAUCAUUAGCAGAGGCAGGGUUAAAGUCACAAUUAGUGAUCCAGAACAAAAUAACGAAAAAUACAUCAGAACAUUAAAUUCUGGGGACUUUUUUGGAGAGAAGGCAUUACAAAGUGAAGACGUUAGGACUGCAAAUAUUGUUGCAGAUGAUCCAGAAGGUGUCACCUGUUUAGUUAUUGAUAGAGAGUCUUUUAACCAAUUAAUCAGUCAUAUUGAUGAAAUAAAAACCAAAAGAUAUGACGAGGAUGCCAGUUAUAGAAAAAGAACUAAUGAAGAAUUCUCCGAUAUAAGACUGUGUGAUUUGAGAAUUAUAACCACUCUUGGUGUUGGAGGAUUUGGUCGAGUUGAAUUGGUUCAAUUAAACAUUGAUCCAACUAGAUCAUUUGCUUUAAAAGUGAUGAAGAAAGCACAAAUAGUAGAAACGAGACAGCAGCAACACAUUUUGUCUGAAAAAAUAAUCAUGGAAGAAUCAAACUGUGAUUUUAUUGUAAAAUUAUAUCGCACAUUUAAAGAUAGAAAAUAUCUAUACAUGCUCAUGGAAGCUUGUUUAGGUGGUGAACUCUGGACACUGUUAAGAGACAGAGGAAGUUUUGAUGAUUCCACAACUCGUUUUUAUGCAGCAUGUGUUGUGGAAGCAUUUGAUUAUUUACAUUCUAGAAACAUAAUUUACAGAGAUUUGAAACCAGAGAAUAUGCUUCUGGACUCCCAAGGUUAUGUAAAACUGGUUGACUUUGGUUUUGCAAAGAAAUUACCUAAUGGGCGCAAAACAUGGACCUUUUGUGGUACUCCAGAAUAUGUUGCCCCUGAAGUGAUCUUAAACAAAGGCCAUGACACUUCAGCAGACUUCUGGUCCUUGGGUGUCCUCAUAUUUGAAUUGCUCACUGGAACACCACCUUUCACUGCUCCAGAUCCUAUGAGAACAUAUAACAUUAUAUUAAAAGGCAUUGAUCUUAUGGAGUUUCCUAGAACAAUAUCAAAAAAUGCUACUAAUCUAAUCAAAAGAUUAUGUCGGGAUAAUCCAGCAGAAAGAAUAGGUUAUCAAAAAGGCGGUAUUAAAGAACUUCAAAAGCACAAAUGGUUUGACGGAUUUAAUUGGGAUGGUUUGAAGAAUCGAAAUCUUGUACCACCUAUCUUACCAAGAGUGAGGCACUGUAUAGAUACUAGCAAUUUCGACAACUACCCUCCUGAUACUAGUGGUCUUCCAGUAGACGACGUCACAGGCUGGGACUCCGAAUUUUGAAGUCUUCCAUCAAGUGGAAUCAAACUUGCAUUUUGCCAUGAGAAAGUUCCUUGUUUUUGAUUUCAGCUGGAACUGACUUGCAACUCUUUCCUAUGAGAUUGUUCAGAGUUGAGGGUUAAAAAAAUGCUGGAAUUUUACUCGAAGAAAGGGGGUCAAUUAAUUUGAAUUCCUCGAUAAAGGCGAAUCUUAAGUUUUGAACAAUUUGCAUGAAAUUGUGCAUUUCAGUAUAUGUUUUUUUUUUUUUUUUUUUUUUUUUUGGAUUUAACACUAAUGUUGGAUAUUUUAUUUUCGUUAUGCAAAGGACAAAGAAAAUUUUGUAUUUAUUAAUGUUAUUGGCUAAUUAUUAUUAUUUUGUUUGAAUCAAGGUUUUUAUGGAUCAAAAAUAGCUCUGUGAAUCGGUGUUCCUAAUCAAGAAAAUAAUGCAUAAUAUUUUUUAAAAGUUUGUGUUGCAGAUUAACAUUUUUAAAGUUUUAUUUUUGAUAUAAUUGAUCAUAUGAUCAUUACUAAUUUAAUGAUUUUAUUAGUAUCCACCUGUGAUUUUAAUACAUUUAACGUACUGUAGUUUUAAACUCAUUUUGGGAAGAUCAAACAUAAUUAAUACAUAUCUGUGACAAAUUACUGAAUAAUAAAUUUUACUGUAAAACAAUUGACGAUAAGUAUUUUAAUACAGAAAAACUAACAAGAAUUUUAUGUAGCAUUUAAUUUGUGUGAUUCUCAUUUCAUUGAAUGAAUCGAAUCAUAUUGAAAGGCAAGUGAGAUAGAUAUAGAGCUUAAUGAGGUAAUAUAUGUUUCCAGUGAGGAAGUCACAGAAUGAGAUGCAAUUUCCGUUUGUUUUUUGUUUGUUUUUUUCCCGUGAUGAUAUUUAUGAGAAUUUCAAUGUACUUUACUAUGUACAGGACUCUAGUGUUGUAUUCAGUUGUAUAAAUGUAAAUAUACCUGUGUAUAAUAUAAAAAGCUCAAUGUGAACAAGGAUUUAAUUUUUUUAACCUGCAGAGUGAUAUGUUUAUAAAUAAUUUGGUGAUGUAUAGAAUACUUAAAUGCCUAGUUACCUGCAGGUGAGUUAUUUUUGCUUCUGACAAAUAACAAUCUAGUGCAUGAAUUCUAUUUUUAAAAUAUUGUAACAACAUGUGAUUCUGUGAACAUGCAAAUGUUAUGAA
Molecule: messenger RNA, 3526 nt
Organism: Argiope bruennichi
Lineage: Eukaryota; Metazoa; Arthropoda; Arachnida; Araneae; Araneidae
Product: cGMP-dependent protein kinase, isozyme 2 forms cD4/T1/T3A/T3B-like
Exons: 18
Coding region: 315-2369 (684 amino acids)
Biological process (GO): protein phosphorylation
Molecular function (GO): ATP binding; cGMP-dependent protein kinase activity
Source: RefSeq, a predicted model, not a curated record